AUGGAUUUACCAGGGAAGAGAUUUCUGCUUAACCUUGAUACCGAGGCUAUAGAGUCCAUUGGGCCUGAAACGCUUCAAACUCCGUCGUCAGUAAUGAUACGUGAUAUCCAGGAAAAGUCAAUUGUUUUUAGUGAGGUCUCUGCCCCCACCUUAAAGUCACAGAAUAAAGGCUUUCCCCAACCUAAGAAACGAGCCGGGAGAUUUUCAAAAUCCUCUUCCGGCGUCACGGGCAGUGAGCCGAGACCGAAACAGAUCCCCACUAGCGUAUCUGUCACAUCGGAGUUGUUGGGAUUAUCUGAGGUUAGCCAUGCCGAACGGCUCAGUAUCGGCCAAGAAAACCAGCAAAUACUUAAUUCCAUGUCUACAAACGAAAUCGAAGCGGAAAGACAAGAAUUAUUUACGCGCCUGGAUCCGAGUUUGAUUGAACGGCUAUUAAAACGAGCUAACCUUGACCAAGGACGCGGCGAUACAGGAACAGAGCCACAAGAGAAUAUUGUGGACAGUAGCUAUUUAUCAAAUGAAAAAUCCGAAGAAUCAGAGAAGACUUCCCACCAAUUCGGCACGUCAGAAAGAAAUCCAACUCAAGAGUCAACUGAGAAGAUAAAAGCAACGAGAGAUCUAAAAUCAAAUUUUGAUGAUGAAACACAGACACCAAUCGAUAUUCAUCCCGCCUCUGAAUACCCAAUUCCGACAAUAAUUCGGCCAUCGAUCCACUUUCCCACGGGUGCUGCAACGCCCGAUCUAGAUCCAUCCGAUCCGGCGUUUCUUGAGACACUACAUUCUAAAUACUUUCCUUCACUACCAGUAGAUCCAUCCAAACUUGCUUGGAUGGCCCCCUUACCAGCUCAUGGCUCUGCUGCUGACCAAAAGUCAUCCUACCAUCCCGGUCAAUCUGAUCUUCCUGCAUCCGCCUUACGCUUCAGUUUUCGGGGUGGUAUUCUUCCCCCGCGUAUUGCACGGGCAGUUCCCGUCACUAAAGGACUUCAUCAUCAUGGCGAUGCACCAGAAGCAGCAGGCUAUACCAUUCCAGAACUAGCUCAUCUUGCCCGCUCAGCGUAUCCUGCACAGAGAUGCAUCGCUUUCCAGACUCUCGGCCGGUUACUCUAUCGUCUAGGGAGAGGCGAAUGGAAUGGUGAGGACAGCGAUAUUUCCCGAGGCCUAUGGUCCUGUCUUAGAGAAACUCAUGUAAUUUCGACAUUGGAAGAAGCUGCAUCUAUGGAAUGUGGGCAUCAAGGUAGCAAGGCGUACGCUAUCGAAGCUAUAUGGCUUUGGCAGAAAGGAGGUGGAAAGAUGGGGCCAGAUCCCGUACCCACGCAUAACUAA
Messenger RNA from Blumeria graminis f. sp. triticale, 1323 nucleotides. The record is from the annotation of a GenBank genome assembly. Lineage: Eukaryota; Fungi; Ascomycota; Leotiomycetes; Helotiales; Erysiphaceae.